Messenger RNA from Perca fluviatilis (European perch), 2275 nucleotides. It is a transcript of the gene camk2b2, whose product is annotated as calcium/calmodulin-dependent protein kinase type II subunit beta. Gene Ontology annotation, cellular component: cytoplasm; neuron projection. The record is from RefSeq and is a predicted model, not a curated record. The transcript is spliced from 21 exons. NCBI's taxonomy places the organism in Eukaryota, Metazoa, Chordata, Actinopteri, Perciformes, Percidae. Gene Ontology annotation, molecular function: calmodulin binding; ATP binding; calcium/calmodulin-dependent protein kinase activity. The coding region runs from base 193 to 1812 and encodes 539 amino acids. Gene Ontology annotation, biological process: protein phosphorylation.
UUUGUGUGUGUGGGUGGGUGUGUGCGCGUGUGUGUGUUUGUGUGCCGGGCUGCAGCUGAACCACUCAGCCGUCCGGAGGUUUAAAGGUGGGCGGAGACAGAGAAACCCGAGGAAGUCCUCCCGUCUGCAGCGACCGACGCACAGUGCAUUUUCGGACUCGGCACCCGCACCCGUCCGAGGAGGGGAGACAUCAUGGCAACGACAACUUGUACGCGUUUUACAGAUGAAUACCAGCUGUACGAGGAGCUUGGCAAGGGGGCCUUUUCAGUGGUGCGCCGCUGUGUCAAACUCUGCACAGGCCAAGAGUACGCCGCCAAAAUCAUCAACACCAAAAAGCUUUCGGCCAGAGACCAUCAGAAACUGGAGAGAGAAGCCAGGAUCUGCAGAUUGCUCAAGCACUCCAACAUCGUUCGUCUCCAUGACAGUAUCUCAGAGGAAGGCUUCCACUAUCUCCUCUUUGACCUGGUGACAGGAGGGGAGCUGUUUGAAGACAUUGUGGCUAGAGAGUACUACAGCGAAGCCGAUGCCAGUCACUGUAUCCAUCAGAUUCUAGACUGUGUGUCUUACACCCACCAACAUGACAUAGUGCACAGGGACCUCAAGCCGGAGAACCUGCUGCUGGCCAGCAAGUGUAAGAACGCAGCGGUGAAGCUGGCUGACUUUGGACUCGCCAUCGAGGUUCAAGGAGAGCAGCAGGCUUGGUUUGGCUUUGCAGGGACUCCCGGCUACUUGUCCCCAGAGGUGCUGAGGAAGGAGGCGUACGGCAAACCUGUCGACAUCUGGGCGUGCGGUGUGAUCCUCUACAUUCUUCUGGUUGGAUACCCUCCGUUCUGGGACGAGGACCAGCACAAACUCUACCAGCAGAUCAAAGCUGGAGCGUACGACUUUCCCUCCCCAGAGUGGGACACGGUGACUCCGGAGGCUAAAAAUCUGAUCAACCAGAUGCUGACUAUCAACCCAGCCAAGAGAAUCACUGCCCAGGAGGCUCUGAAGCACCCAUGGGUCUGCCAACGCUCAACAGUGGCCUCUAUGAUGCACAGACAGGAGACCGUCGAGUGCCUGAAGAAGUUUAACGCCAGGAGGAAACUCAAGGGUGCCAUUUUGACCACCAUGCUCGUCUCCAGGAACUUCUCUGUGGGCCGGCAGACCACAGCGCCGGCGUCCGUCAGCGCUGUGGCUGGAACCACCGCUGGCAUCGUGGAGCAAGCAGCCAAGAGUCUCCUCAACAAGAAGGCUGAUGUCAAGCCGCAGACGAACAGCACGAGAAACAGCACAGUCACCAGUCCCAAAGGACACGUCUCUGCUGCACUGGAGCCUCAGACUACAGUUAUCCAUAAUCCAAUAGAUGGGACCAAGGGAUCAUCUGACAGCAGCAACACCACCAUUGAGGAUGAAGAUGUGAAAGCUCGCAAACAGGAGAUCAUAAAGAUCACCGAGCAGCUGAUCGAAGCUGUCAACAAUGGAGACUUUGAGGCGUAUGCGAAGAUCUGCGACCCUGGCCUGACCUCGUUUGAGCCGGAGGGCCUGGGUAAUCUGGUGGAGGGAAUGGACUUCCACAGAUUUUACUUUGACAAUCUCCUCUCCAAGAACAGCAAACCCAUCCACACCACCAUCCUCAACCCUCACGUGCACAUGAUCGGGGACGACGCCGCCUGCAUCGCCUACAUCCGCCUGACGCAGUUUGUCGAUGUGCAGGGCCAUCCUCGCUCCAGCCAAUCAGAAGAGACCAGAGUAUGGCACCGCAGGGAGAGCCGGUGGCAAAACGUCCACUUCCACUGCUCAGGAGCUCCCGCUGCCCCGCUGCAGGGAUGAGGUCUACGAGACUGAAGAGGAGGGCUAGAGGAGCGGAGGAGGAAUGCGUGGAUAAGAUCUGAGAGAGCAACAGAGGACAGAGAGGUGCAAGCAGAUGCAAGGGGGGAGUCUGGAGAGUCUGUAAUUUCUGGGAUCGUGGUCGUCCUCCUGCUCUCUUCUCUCUCCGUCUCUCUCCACAUACAGCCGACAGCCGACGCUCCCAUCAUUAAACCUACACUACAGCAGUGGGCGUAUCAGCCGAAAAAAGAAAAGAAAAGAAAAAAAAAAAAGGAAACUCUUUAGCCUGCGUCUUGUCUUCAGUUGAGACCCGGACAACGCCUGUCCUUCAUCCAGCGUGGCACUCUCUCACUCUCUUAUUCUUACUUAUCUUCUAGUAUUAUUAUGGCUGCCGUCUAAUUGUUGUGCUCUGUCAUCUGUAAAGUAUAUUUAUUAGUCAUUUUAAACCUUUUCCUUCUGGUAUCUA